Messenger RNA from Hyposmocoma kahamanoa, 2824 nucleotides. RefSeq names its product SPRY domain-containing SOCS box protein 3. Bases 107 to 1051 code for a protein of 314 amino acids. Gene Ontology annotation, cellular component: SCF ubiquitin ligase complex. The transcript is spliced from 7 exons. Gene Ontology annotation, molecular function: protein binding. The record is from RefSeq and is a predicted model, not a curated record. Lineage: Eukaryota; Metazoa; Arthropoda; Insecta; Lepidoptera; Cosmopterigidae. Gene Ontology annotation, biological process: proteasome-mediated ubiquitin-dependent protein catabolic process.
UGGCAUCAAUGCCGGCGAUUUAGUACCUUGGCGAGAUCUUUUUAGACUUGGUAUAAAUCAAAUAUUGCAUUACUUUAUUGUAAAUAAUUACGUUUGUAAAUCUUGGAUGCGGACGAACGGUAGAUUCGCCAAACCUUACUGCCAAUGUUGGAACAGGCAUGCUCCACUGUCAUGGACUCAGAUCGAAUCGCGUUGUUCCUGCGGAGAAGAAAGUGAUGCACAGGAAUGGAACUGGGAGCAACCGGUCUCCACAGGCCCUGGCUGGGUUGUGGUUAGUGAGAACAAGAAGCAGGUCACAUUCCAUCCAUACUACAGUUCUGGUACCGCAGCAGUCAGAGGAGACACUGCAUUAUUGCAUGAUCAUCAUUAUUACUGGGAGAUCAAGAUGCUAACGGAGACUUAUGGCACAGAUAUUAUGAUCGGCCUCGGCACGAACAAGGUGAACAUCUCCGACUCCCAGUUCCAGUUCAUAUCGCUCCUCGGGCAAGACAAAGAGUCCUACGGCCUCUCGUACACCGGAGCCGUGAGACAUAACUCCACCGUUGCCAAAGAUUCGCCCGGGUUCUGUCGCGGAAGCAUCAUUGGUGUUAGAGUGGACAUGUGGCGCGGGACGCUGGAGUUCUACAUCAACAGACAAGCUCAAGGAAUAUCUUUCUACAAUCUCCGUCGCCACCAGACCCUCUUCCCGAUGCUAUGUUCCACCGCAGCUCAAUCCUCCAUGCGACUUAUAUACGCCGCGUCAUGGCGGGCUUCCCUUCUCGUGGACGCCGCCAAAAUCCUGUCCGCCUCACUGAAUAAGCAAAAUCGCUUGAAGAUCCCGCCUGGCCUCUGGUAUAAGCUGAAGUCGCAGUUCUGGCUUACACUUCCCACUGACGGUGAUAUAGUUCUCGAGAGUGAUGAUCAAAAGGACAACGAAGAUAUGGAGGUAGACGACCUAGACCCCACCGGUACCUCGACCAGUAUGAUAGAUAUCGAGAUACCGGACCACUGCAUAAAUGGUUACUACGUGGACAAUGUGGACCCUGCCUACCGCAUCGUAUUGUGGCACUGACUUCGUCAUCGUGUUGGAUUCCGAUAUGUGUUCUAUUUUUCUUAAUCCAUUGACAAGUAAUAAAAUUUAAGAUAUACGUGUAAGAUAUGUAUUAAAUCUGAUGAGCAGAUUUUGAUGGAACUGCUGUAUUAAAGACCAACUUCGAAAAGCCGACCAAAAACAUAUUAAUUAGAUUAAAUUGCAGUAAUACCAAAUAAUUGGGAAAAACACAUAGGAGGUAUCAUUUACUGGGGUUUAUUCACAACUUUCUCUUCUCUUGUUAUUUUGACAAGCUCAUCAAAUCAACCUAUUUGUGAAAGUAGUGUGUUCAAAUUAAACUGUAGAUUUUAGAGUUCGCACUAGAUAUAACUUAAUAAUCCGCUACACAUGCGAUCGAGCUUCACUACGAAUAAUUGAGCUCAAGCCAAAUAGUGUAAGCAGCAUGCGCGAGGUCCAUUUUCCUAUCGAAAAUCGAAGCAUGAUCAUGUGGACGGGCCAUUAUUCUAGUUAAAGAACAUUGUAUAUACAUAGUGUAACUGUGACUAGAUAAAAUACCUAGUUCAUACAUAUCCUUUGAAAUCCGUCUUUGGCCUUAGUGCAGCGUUAAUAGAUUUUACAGCAAUGAACACUUUGCUCGAGUAAGUUGAGCCAUAUUUGCUAAUGCGGCAUCGGCUUGACUCUGUUAGAAAGAGCUGUUUAUCCGUGCAAUAAAAGCGAAAAAGGCAUUGCGCGUUUCCGUUCCGUUUGGAAUACCGACGUGAAAAUCAACGUCUUUUUCGCUUCUAUUGCAUGUACUUAAAACUUUUUUAACCGGUCUGUUGCGAUUCCCUGUCAAUGUUGCCAAGUUAUUUUCAAAAAUGUCAUUGAUUCGCGUCACAACAAUUAUUGCCAUAUGAAAAAUUAAAUACUGCCCAAAUAAAUAAGUUAUUACUAACUGUUGCCCAGUGUUUAUAUAACUGCCCUAAUAAAAGUUCUAAGUUGGUAACACACAGUGUUAUCCGCGCGAACCGCAUGCUGCCUACGGUGGUCUUAGGAAAAUAUGAGAGAUGUUUUAAGCCCCAAAGUUUUGUAAGGACAUACGAGUAUCUAACCUCUUUCGUGUAAUAGCGGUUACACAUGGCGACUUUCGAGCAGCGAUGGAGUAGAGAUGCAGUCGCUAAUCGUCUGCCUUUACAUACGUGCGAGAUUUUAAGCAUCGUCUGAUCGUAAGAUCGUCUGCAUCGAUACAAACGCGCGAUUGCAUCGAUGCAAUCGCCUGUAAUGCCGGGUGCACGAGACUUUCACUUGCGUUUUGCGCUUGCUUGCGUUGGCUGAGUACACGGCGUAGAAAUCUUCCACCCGCGCAAAGGCGUUCACGAAUCUUUGCGUUGCGGAGAGACUUGCGCGCAUGCGUGGCGCCUUGCAUUUGGAUUGUUAACACUUUCGAACCGGCUGCUUGUCUGUGAUUGGCCAGUGAUGCUGUCCUCCGCAAACGUUCAUUAUUGCUUGUGAAAACUUUUCUUGUUAAAUAAAACUGCAGACACACACUAAAACAAUAUAUUCUUCCCGAAAAACCAAUACCUUCCGUCGUCCGCGGCCAUUACCGCCACAAACUACUGACAGUUCUCGUGUGUUGUAGCAAUUACCAACUUAUUUUAUUAAUAAUUAGAAUGAAUGUUAUUAUAAUCAAAUUCCUUACAUGUAAAUUAAUGAAACAUUAAAAUAACUUCAUUCCUAUUGCAUAUAUAACAAAAUAAACAGUAUUUCAUUUAUGAAGAACACUAAAACGUAACUAUAUAAUUUACUUAAGAGUCU